This is a messenger RNA of Dendrobium catenatum, 2021 nucleotides long. Its product is annotated as interactor of constitutive active ROPs 2, chloroplastic. The transcript is spliced from 2 exons. Bases 259 to 1854 code for a protein of 531 amino acids. Lineage: Eukaryota; Viridiplantae; Streptophyta; Magnoliopsida; Asparagales; Orchidaceae. The record is from RefSeq and is a predicted model, not a curated record.
UUUAUGCUUAAUCCUUAAUCAUGUCCAAACUGUAACUUAAUUGCUUGGUUGAAUCAGGAAUGGGUCAUCAAAAAUUCCUCAGAAGGCAUCUUCAAUCGCACCCAGAUCAUCUAGUGUGUCUAAGACGACUAGAUCUGAAUCUGAUUCAGCCAACUCGAAGCUCACACCGACAAACUCCUCAACUGAAAGAUGCCGUAAGAUGAUUGACCGUCGGUUACCCAAAAGCUCAGUCAUUGAGGAUUGUAGUUCAUUUAAUUUAUGGAGAAACGACCAAUCCAGUCCAGUGAGCUAGAAUCUCAGAUCAGUCAGCUCCAAGAGGACCUGAAGAAGAUGAAGGAACAGCUGAAGUCAUGUGACUCAUCAAACAGUCAGGUACAGCAGGAAGCUGAUGAAGUGAAGAAACAGCUCACAGCCAAGUCGGCAAAAAUAGAAGAAUUACAGCUACAGUUGUUGGAAUUUUCCACAGCUGAGGACAAUCGACUCGAAAUGCUUAGUAAAAUCUCCCAGGAGCACAAUUCAGUAUGGCAGUCUGAGCUCGAGGCUCUCCAGAAACAGCAUUUGCUUGACUCGACCAUCCUAUUGUCUGCAAUGAAUGAGAUUCAGUGGAUGAAGCAGCAGCUCGAUGUUAUGAAAUCAGAAACAGGGCAGUCUGAGGAUUCAAAAAUGAUAAAACCUGAAGUAUAUACCUUGAAAGAAGAAAUGGCAGGCACUCUGUCCAACAUUGAGAACCUUAAAAUAAAGAAUGGGGAGAGAGGGUUGGCAGAAGAAGCAACAAAAUUUAUUCUUUCUGAAACCCAGAACCACCUGAAAAUAGCUAAUACUACCAUUCAAUCUCUCCAUGCUGAUGGUUAUAAUUUUUUGAAGUCCUUGAACUCUGUAACAUCAAAGCUGGAAGAGUCUAAAAUUCGAGUUAGUGUUCUCGAGGAAUUACUAACGGAAUAUCAGAUAGUUGCGGAGGAUAAUGAAGCUGAUAGAAGAAAUCCUCCUUGUAAGGUUGAAUGCGGAGCUUUGCAGUUAGAAUUAGAGCAGUUGGGAGUUGCGCUUAAAGCAGCUGAAGCUAAGCACCGUGAAGAACAAAGUCGAACUGCAAUUCAAAUCCAAUCAGCAUAUGAAACUGUUGAGCAUGUGAAGUUUAAUGCAAGGAUGAGAGAAUCAGAACUAAAUUCAAUCAUAGAGAAAUCCAAAGUUGAACUUUCAGAGUUGAAUGAACGAUUGCUUGACAUGGAAAAGGAAGUCCAGAACAUAUCAAAAAGGAACAAGGAGCUGAGAGAGGAAUUGAGCAAGGGUGAGGCUAAACAAUUUGACUCUGAGUUGAAGCUAAUGAAGGCUGCAACAGAUGUUCAAGAACUAAACGCAAACCUCUUGGAUAAAGAAACAGUUCUCCAAAGAAUUUUGGAACAGAAUGAAAUCUUGAUUUCAGAGCUCAACAAGAGAGACAGUGAACAUCAAAAUAUAUAUUCUGCAGCUAUUGCCGAUGCUGAGAAGGCAAGGGCUGCAAAGAAGGAAGCAUUGAUAAGAAUAGGUCUUAUUGAAGAUGAGGCCGAGAAGAGCAGUAAGAGGGCAGUGAAAAUUUUAGAGCAGCUGGAGGAAUCCAGAGCAGUGAACUUGGAGCUGGAAACUAAGCUAAAGAGGCUUAAUGUGCAGUCAGAUCAAUGGAGAAAGGCAGCAGAAGCUGCUUCAGCCAUUCUCACAUAUGAAAAUGAUGGCAGAAACAUUGAGGAUUCUAAUAAGAAUUUCAUAUCUGGUAAGCUGACAGACUUGCUUUUCUUUGACGACUUGGAUGAUGAAUCACUAAAGAAGAACAAUAGUUUACUGAGAAAGAUUGGUGAAUUAUGGAAAAAGAGCCCAAUAUGAGCAUUCCUAAGAUCUUAUGUUGCAAAACCUUCAACAAUUCAUUGCUUUGAUGUUUCUUUAGCCAGAUCAUUUAGGCUUCAUUUGAUACAGUUUUAUUUUUUGCUUUAACAAUAGAAAAAUUCAUUGUUGUGAUGUUUCUUUAGCCAAAUCAUUUAGGCUUUGUUUGA